Molecule: messenger RNA, 1448 nt
Organism: Mauremys mutica (yellowpond turtle)
Lineage: Eukaryota; Metazoa; Chordata; Testudines; Geoemydidae
Product: olfactory receptor 6N1-like
Exons: 2
Coding region: 283-1353 (356 amino acids)
Biological process (GO): G protein-coupled receptor signaling pathway
Cellular component (GO): membrane
Molecular function (GO): G protein-coupled receptor activity; olfactory receptor activity
Source: RefSeq, a predicted model, not a curated record
UUUGUGUGGCACUUGCCUUUCCAAGGAUUCAGGGGUUGCCAUAUGUGGUUGUCAUGAAGAGCACAUAUUAGAGAGAUUCUUUCCAGGCUGUGGUAACACUAAGGAAGAGUGAUGGAGUGAUGGACUGAUGGUAAAGAAAAACAAUCCCUGUUAUUGAAUGUGAUAGAUGGGAAAGUUCAGGGCGUGCUGAAGAAACACAACAGCUCCACCCAGAUCCCACCCAGGAUCUUGUUCUUCCACAUGGCCACAGUGCACAAAAUGGUUUAAAUUCAUUCAUUCGUUAUGGUAGGGGCAUUGCACCCCAGGAAGGACUUGGAGAUGAAGAGGGAAAGAGGAUACUCAGCAUUUAGAAGGAAGAAGAGAGAGAAGAAACAUCUGCCUUCUCUUCCACAUGCAGGAAGGAUGGAACCCACAGAAAACAAACACCAGGGAAAUCAAACAACUGUGACAGAAUUCAUUCUCCUGGGAUUCGGGGAUCUUCCUCAACUGCAGAUUUUUCUCUUCCUGCUGUUCCUAGUGAUCUACAUCGCGACUAUGGCCGGGAACAUCCUCAUCAUUGUGCUAGUUGUGGCUGAACAACACCUGCACACCCCCAUGUACUUCUUCCUGGGGAACUUGUCCUGCUUGGAGACCAGCUACACCUCCACGAUGCUGCCCAGGGUGCUUGCCGGGCUCCUGACUGGGGACAGAACCAUUUCUGUUACUGGCUGUAUCGUACAAUUAUAUUUCUUUUGUUCUCUGGCAGGCACAGAAUGUUGUCUCUUAUCUGUGAUGUCUUAUGAUCGGUAUUUAGCGAUAUGCAAACCACUGCAUUAUACAGCACUAAUGAAUGGCAGGUUGUGCCUCCAGCUUGCGGUUGGGUCAUGGAUAGGUGGAUUUGCGUCUGUUGCCUUCUUAAUAUCUAUGUCACAAAUAACAUUUUGUGGCCCCAACGAAAUUGACCAUUUCUUUUGUGAUUUUAAUCCAAUAAUAAAACUGUCCUGCAGUGAUACUCACUGGCUGGAGGUUUCCGCUGUCAUACAUUCCUGCAUAUUCACAUUUCCUCCAUUUCUGUUGACCCUGGCAUCUUAUGUUCACAUCAUCACCACCAUUAUAAGAAACCCAUCCCCCACUGGCAGGCAAAAGGCCUUUUCCACCUGCUCCUCCCACCUCAUUGUUGUGACAAUUUUCUAUGUAACCCUCAUCAUUGUGUAUCUACUAUCGGACUCUGAUGCACUGAGAGACUUGAACAAAGUGUGCUCUGUUUUCUAUGGAGUCCUGACCCCUUUGGUUAACCCCCUCAUCUACAGCCUGAGAAACAAGGAGGUAAACAAAGCCUUGAGAAAAGCUCUCCUUAGAUUUUUUGUCUUUUAAAUGAAUACAGGGAUUCAGACAUGAUAGAUAGGUAGCUAGACGGAUAGAUAGUAUCUAUCUACCUAAUAUACAUCUACCUUAUAUGUUAAGUGUUA